AUGCAAAACCUAUAUGAUAAACCAGGGAUAAACACAACGGGUCGUGUUGUAUGUGAUCCCAACAGGGGUCGUGCUGUCUGUGAUCCCAGCAGGGGUCGUGUUGUAUGUGAUCCCAGCAAUGGUCGUGCUGUCUGUGAUCCCAGCAGGGGUCGUGCUGUAUGUGAUCCCAACAGGGGUCGUGCUGUCUAUGAUCCCAGCAGGGGUCGUGUUGUAUGUGAUCCCAGCAAUGGUCGUGCUGUCUGUGAUCCCAGCAGGGGUCGUGCUGUAUGUGAUCCCAGCAGGGGUCGUGCUGUCUGUGAUCCCAGCAGGGGUCGUGCUGUAUGUGAUCCCAACAGGGGUCGUGCUGUAUGUGAUCCCAGCAAUGGUCGUGCUGUCUGUGAUCCCAGCAGGGGUCGUGCUGUCUGUGAUCCCAACAGGGGUCGUGCUGUAUGUGAUCCCAGCAGGGGUCGUGCUGUCUGUGAUCCCAACAAUGGUCGUGCUAUAUGUGAUCCCAGCAGGGGUCGUGCUGUCUGUGAUCCCAGCAGGGGUCGUGCUGUCUGUGAUCCCAACAAUGGUCGUGCUGUAAGUGAUCCCAGCAGGGGUCGUGCUGUCUGUGAUCCCAACAAUGGUCGUGCUGUAUGUGAUCCCAGCAGGGGUCGUGCUGUCUGUGAUCCCAGCAGGGGUCGUGCUGUAUGUGAUCCCAGCAGGGGUCGUGCUGUAUGUGAUCCCAGCAGGGGUCGUGCUGUAUGUGAUCCCAGCAGGGGUCGUGCUGUCUGUGAUCCCAACAGGGGUCGUGCUGUCUGUGAUCCCAGCAGGGGUCGUGCUGUAUGUGAUCCCAGCAAUGGUCGUGCUGUCUGUGAUCCCAGCAGGGGUCGUGCUGUAUGUGAUCCCAGCAGGGGUCGUGCUGUAUGUGAUCCCAGCAGGGGUCGUGCUGUAUGUGAUCCCAGCAGGGGUCGUGCUGUAUGUGAUCCCAGCAAUGGUCGUGCUGUCUGUGAUCCCAGCAGGGGUCGUGCUGUAUGUGAUCCCAGCAGGGGUCGUGCUGUAUGUGAUCCCAACAAUGGUCGUGCUGUAAGUGAUCCCAGCAGGGGUCGUGCUGCCUGUGAUCCCAACAAUGGUCGUGCUGUAUGUGAUCCCAGCAGGGGUCGUGCUGUAUGUGAUCCCAGCAAUGGUCGUGCUGUAUGUGAUCCCAGCAGGGGUCGUGCUGUCUGUGAUCCCAACAGGGGUCGUGCUGUCUGUGAUCCCAGCAAUGGUCGUGCUGUAUGUGAUCCCAGCAGGGGUCGUGAUGUCUGUGAUCCCAACAAUGGUCGUGCUGUAUGUGAUCCCAGCAAGGGUCGUGCUGUCUGUGAUCCCAACAAUGGUCGUGCUGUAUGUGAUCCCAGCAGGGGUCGUGCUGUCUGUGAUCCCAGCAAUGGUCGUGCUGUAUGUGAUCCCAACAGGGGUCGUGCUGUCUGUGAUCCCAGCAGGGGUCGUGCUGUCUGUGAUCCCAGCAGGGGUCGUGCUGUCUGUGAUCCCAGCAGGGGUCGUGCUAGGAAAUGGAGAGAUGGGGAAGAACUAGAGGGAAAGGGCGAGGGAGGGAACAAAGGGGAUGUGUGUAUGGCGAGGGACGAUGAAGAAGAGACCCAGGUGAAGCCGGAAGCCGAAGCUGAAAUAAAGGCUGAAGCUGAAUCAGUAACUUUGAAUCAGAAUAGUGAUGGUCCUAAGGAUAAAGAAAGGACUAUCAUAAAUCUCGUAUGCCAGUUAUUGGAUAUAGCUCAUCAAGAGAAUACCAUCCUGACUAUGCAGGAUAUCAUAGAAGGUUUGCAUUUAGUCAUGAAGAAGAGACAAGCAAACCAGGCGCUUGUAGCCUACACCAAAUCUACAGAAAAUGUACCCACAUCAGACUCCUUAACUGAACCUCCUAAAAUGACAGUCUUUAGGUAA
Molecule: messenger RNA, 1899 nt
Organism: Procambarus clarkii (red swamp crayfish)
Lineage: Eukaryota; Metazoa; Arthropoda; Malacostraca; Decapoda; Cambaridae
Source: RefSeq, a predicted model, not a curated record